AUGGACCGCCGGGACAGGAUGGAGCCGCCCAGCAGGAAGUGUGACCCGGCCCUCACACACGGGGCCUAUUGUCAGAGCAUCCAUUACAGAGCUGACAUCACAGUCUGUGCAAGGAGGGAAGAGGACUGGACACCAGUGAAGUGGAACAGAGAGGAGCGCCUUAGCAACAUCAAAAUGAGCGCCGACCCCGGAAAGUUUGUUCUGCUUCUGCUCGUUGUGGCUGUUUUUCCUCCGGCUUCUUCGUCCACCAUGCAAGUGGGUCUGAGUGAGAAAGUCCUGGUCUUCCCCUAUGAGACGGACUUCAGCUUCGUGGGCCUGAUCCCCCAGAGGGAGAUGGCUCUCCGGGCGUUCACGCUCUGCAUGCGCGUGGCCACCGAGCUGCCCGAGGAGCGGCAGGUCAUCCUGUUCGCCUACCGCACCGCCGACUACGACGAGCUCAACGUCUGGCGCGAGAAGGACGGCCGCAUCUCCUUCUACAUGAGCGGCGACGGCGCCUUCUUCCACCUGCCCGCCCUGGGCACCUUCCGCACCAGCCUCUGCCUCACCUGGGAGUCCCGCACGGGCCUGGCCGCCUUCUGGGUGGACGGGAAGCGCAGCACGUACCAGGUCUACAAGCCGGGCCACAGCAUCCGGCCCAACGGCACCGUGCUGCUGGGGCAGGACCCGGACAAACACCUGGGGGGCCUGGAGGCCCUGCAGAGCUUCGUGGGAGAGCUGACCGACCUGAACAUGUGGGACUACGUGCUCUCCAGGAGCAUGAUCCAGGCCUGGCACUACGGGCACAAGGUGCCCAAGGGAAACAUCUUCGACUGGUCCACCAUGGAGUUUGAGCUGCACGGGAACGUGAUGGUGGUGGACGACGACUGA
This is a messenger RNA of Menidia menidia (Atlantic silverside), 867 nucleotides long. NCBI's taxonomy places the organism in Eukaryota, Metazoa, Chordata, Actinopteri, Atheriniformes, Atherinopsidae. The record is from the annotation of a GenBank genome assembly.